Messenger RNA from Cetraspora pellucida, 292 nucleotides. The record is from the annotation of a GenBank genome assembly. Lineage: Eukaryota; Fungi; Glomeromycota; Glomeromycetes; Diversisporales; Gigasporaceae.
AUGAGUAAAAUAUUUCAUGAAGUUGAGGAAAUGCUUCAAGAUAAACAAAAAGAUAUUGAUGCUUUAAUUUUAGUAAACAAUUUUUUAUCAACUGAAUUCAAUUACUACAAGACACAUUGGUUUUCAAAAUUAUUUGAUAAAACAUCUAACUGGUUAAAAGAUCUUAUUAUUGAUUUUGUUGACCAACAUACAUCUGAACCACUUAGACAAUUUACAAAAAUUUCUGUAGUUAGAGAAUAUUUAUUUAAUUUUUUUAAAAAAUUUGUUUCAUUAAGAACAACUUCAAUAGUAG